CGUUAACGUCACUCGGCUCGUAAAGUAAAUUACGGUGAUGUUACAGGAAUAACUUAUACUUAACUUAAAAUCAAUGACAGGUACAGCUAUCCUAGUGAAUAAUGCAUCAACCAAACACUUUUGUUUUUCCAUUUUGGAUUUUAAUUCUUAAUAAGUAGCUAGCUAACUUAACGUUUCCUCCGUUACCGCCUCCUCUGUUCGGUUCCAAAGUACAAGUUAACGUAAGUUUAGCUAGUUUCUCUGAGAGGUCACCCGGUCAGAGGUUAUUUUCCUGGGCAAUUGACACCUCCCUUUCUUCGCAGUUUGAUUCCCACGAACUGUCAGGUCGCUGCGGUUCGGUGAGGUAACAUUAACGUUAAAGUCCUGAACGGUUUUCUACAAGAAGCAAAAUGAAUCGAAGAACAGAAACAACCGAAGAAACCUCCAGAGCUUCAGUUUCCCCACAGAUUAACAGUGCAGAGCAACGAAAGAGGACCCAAAUUAUUUACGUCGUCUACCUCAUCGGUGCUUUGGAUAUUACAUGGAUGUUUUUGCAGUUUUCUGUUACACCUUAUUUGGCAAAGAAACUUGGCUUCGACACCUUGUGGUUUGGUUAUUUGCAAACCACGGUUGGUGUAAUCCAGCUGUUUGGGGGUCCUCUAUUUGGAAGGUUUGCAGAUCUCUUCGGAGCACGAGUGGCUUUGUCUCUGGCGUGUUCAGCAACAGUUGUUUUCUUUCUGCUGCUGGCCAUAGCAGAACAUCCUGCCAUGCUGUUCAUCCACAAACUCCCCACAGUCUUCAUGCAUGUGCUGUCUGCGUGUCAGAUGGUCGUCGCAGACCUUUCAGAACCUGAACAUCGGGCAGAUGCUUUAUCCAAACUAGGUCUGUGUUUUGGCUUUGGUAUGAUAGCUGGCUCCACGUUGGGUGGCCAUCUGAACACGCGUUAUGGGGAGACAUUUACUGCAUGUUUUGGUGCUGUGGGGAGUGCCUUCAGUUUACUGUUGGUUUUAAAGUUCAUCCCAAAAAAUACCAAAGUUCAAGCUUCAAGAACCAACGCAGACAGUGAGAACAAAAACAAAUCAGUAUUCAAUAUGGGAGAGAUCACAAGACUGAUGAAGUUUCCAGGUGUGGUGCAGACGUUUGUCGUGAAGAUAGUUGCAGGUUUGCCCUCAGGUAUUUUCCAGGUGAUGUUCUCCAUCAUUGCGUUGGAAUUCUUUAAACUGCGGCCUGAACAGAAUGGCUAUCUCAUGGCUUAUUUUGGCAUAGUCCAAAUGGUUGUUCAGGGGGGAGUGAUCGGGCGGCUCACAGCGAGGUACUCUGACAACUCGUUGCUGCUUCUGUCCAUCGGAGUUUCUGCUCUGGUGGGACUAUGUCAGGCUUACAUGCAGAAUGUGUUCCAGUUCUGCCUCACCGUCGUCCCGAUGAUGUUCUCUCUCAGCGUGUUUAGUGUCAUCACAGACAGCAUGCUCACCAAGAGCGUCCCAUCCUCUGACACAGGCACAAUGCUGGGACUGUGUGCAUCUGUCCAAUCCCUGCUUCGCACAGUCGGGCCGACAGUGGGCGGCUUCCUGUAUGUGAACUACGGCAUUUCCUGUAUAGGCUUAAUCCAGUUUUUUGUGAAUUUUGGCGUGUUUGUGUACCUGCUGCAGCGUCACCUCAAGAAGACAACCGAGCAAACAGCAUGAAAUCUCUGAGUCUUUGAAAAGCUUCUUCUCUUCUCCUAUAUGUCCAAAAACUAGAUAGAAAUUAAUGUUUGAUUUUUGGAACAAUCAUUUUUACAACUGCACAUAUUUAAAGUUCACUUUUGCAGUUGUUUACAGGAUGAGAUAAGGUCAAGUCGUUCAUUCAGGUUUCUUGCUCUGUUGUAUAAUCUGAGGUUCUGGACCAAACCACUAGAUGGAAGCAAAUCAUCUGUUUUACCUGAUGAUGCUCUUAUUUUCCAAGGUUCAUAGUUCACAUUCACAUCAGAGCUGCACUUUAAAAUCAGUUUGUUCAUAUUGAGAUUUUAUUAAACAAAUCAAACAUUAUUAAAUGUUGGAUCAAUCAAA
Molecule: messenger RNA, 2027 nt
Organism: Chelmon rostratus (copperband butterflyfish)
Lineage: Eukaryota; Metazoa; Chordata; Actinopteri; Chaetodontiformes; Chaetodontidae
Gene: slc67a1
Product: solute carrier family 22 member 18
Exons: 10
Coding region: 390-1664 (424 amino acids)
Biological process (GO): transmembrane transport
Molecular function (GO): transmembrane transporter activity
Source: RefSeq, a predicted model, not a curated record